AAGACCGGCCCCUGUACAGACCAGUUGCCAGUGAGGGCUGUUGUGCGCUGUGGUCCGCGAUGUGAUGGUGCCCGGCAUUUUUUUUUUUUAGUUGCCAUUGAAGACCGGUCUCGAAGUUGAAGGCAAAGAAGUGUAUUGAGAUAUUGAUAUUACAAGGACUGGGAAGAAUUCGUGAGACUUUUAAUUUUAAUUUUUCGGGUGUCCGCAUCUGACAGUUUAAUAGAAAGGAAGGAAAAGGGAAAAUUGUGAAGCCGAGACAACUGGAAAGCAAAAAAGGAAACGAAAUUGAGCCACAGAGAAAAAAAAGAAAAGAAAAUGUAAUAAAGCCACAAACUAAGAAAAAGCGAAUCAAACAAAGCCAGAGAAAGAAAGAAAGCACAGAGAAAAACAACAACAAACGAAACAAAGACACAGAUAAAGAAGGAAACACCAAAAACAACCAAAAAUCAAAGAAAACAAUAAAAAAACCCUCUCAUUUAGAUGAGGAUCGCGUAGCCUGGACAAACCACCCACAUUUAUAACCAUGGUAUCACUCAAGUCUUGCGAGCUGAACCCUCAGGUCACCUCCACGGGGAAGGCGGGCGGCGCGGGCGUACGGGCGGGCUGUGCAGUGAAGGCGAUCAACGGCACGCCCACCGCUCAGCUGACUCUCUCGCACGCCCACGCCCUCACCAAGCAGGGCUCGACGCUCACCCUCGAGAUAGACGACUCAGGUGAAGAGCCCUUCGGCACCUCCAUCCGCUCCACCUCCACCAAUUCCUCCACCUCGGCCUCCACCUCUUCCACUGUAGUAGCUGCUAAUGGACACAUCUCGCCUGCCAAGCGUAAAGGAGGUAAGUAAAAGCUUUUCAACAAC
Messenger RNA from Penaeus indicus, 856 nucleotides. RefSeq lists its product as uncharacterized. NCBI's taxonomy places the organism in Eukaryota, Metazoa, Arthropoda, Malacostraca, Decapoda, Penaeidae. The record is from RefSeq and is a predicted model, not a curated record. Gene Ontology annotation, molecular function: protein binding. The transcript is spliced from 4 exons. The coding region runs from base 524 to 841 and encodes 105 amino acids.